Molecule: messenger RNA, 1363 nt
Organism: Osmerus eperlanus (European smelt)
Lineage: Eukaryota; Metazoa; Chordata; Actinopteri; Osmeriformes; Osmeridae
Product: four and a half LIM domains protein 2-like
Exons: 6
Coding region: 129-968 (279 amino acids)
Cellular component (GO): nucleus; Z disc
Molecular function (GO): transcription coregulator activity
Source: RefSeq, a predicted model, not a curated record
GCCCUGCCCAGAGGAUGGCUGCGGCUGUAAUCACAUAAAGCCUGGGGCUGGCCCUCUCCAUCGUCACUCUGCACAGACUUCACCGCUGAGCACUCCACUGACAGGCAGUGGGAAAGACUUAAGACGAAAUGUCGGACCGCUAUGACUGCCAUGAGUGCAAGGAGUCCCUGUAUGGGCGGAAGUACGUUCUCAGAGAAGACAGCCCCUACUGUGUGAAAUGCUACGAGAGCCUCUUCUCCAACACCUGCGAGGAAUGCAAGAAGUUCAUUGGCUGCAGUAGCAAGGAUCUGUCUUACAAGGAACGCCACUGGCAUGAUGAGUGUUUCCACUGCUUCAAAUGCAGCCGUUCCCUGGUGGACAAGCCCUUCUCCACCAAGGACGAGCAGCUGCUGUGCACCGAUUGCUACUCCAACGAGUACUCCUCCAAGUGCCAUGAGUGUAAGAAGACCAUCAUGCCAGGCUCUAGGAAGAUGGAGCACAAGGGCAACAGCUGGCAUGAGGCCUGUUUCACAUGCCAGCGCUGCCAGCAACCCAUUGGAACCAGGAGUUUCAUCCACAAGGACAGCAGCAACUACUGCUUGCCAUGCUACGAGAAGCAGUUUGCUAUGCAGUGCAUCCACUGCAAGAAGCCAAUCACCACCGGCGGGGUGACCUACCGUGACCAACCCUGGCACAAGGAUUGUUUCCUCUGCACUGGGUGCAAGCAGCAGCUGUCUGGUCAACGGUUCACCUCCCGUGACGACUUUGCCUACUGCCUCAACUGUUUUUGCAACCUGUUUGCCAAGAAGUGUGCCUCCUGUACCACCCCGAUCAGUGGUCUGGGAGGGAGCAAGUACAUCUCGUUUGAAGAGCGCCAGUGGCACAACGACUGCUUCAACUGCAAGAAGUGCUCCGUGUCCCUGGUGGGGCGGGGCUUUCUGACGGCCCGCGACGACAUCCUGUGUCCUGAGUGCGUCAAAGAUGUCUGAGAGACGUGGAGCAGGAUGACCUUCGCUUCCACCAACGAGUACAGCGCUGCAGGUGUUACCAGCCAAAGAGCCGGAAAACAAUAAUCUCACUAACAUUUUAUGCCCUGAACCUCAUAUUUCUCUAACUCAGAUUAACCCAGUGUUCCCAUUUAAGGAGGAUUUGUAUACCGCUGGACUUGUUUGAUUGAAAUGAUCAUAAAGCUGAAUCAGGAGCUAUUCUAUGAAUCAAUUACAAUAUUUAUACUAUAUUAACCCUUUCCGCAAUAUAACGUUACUCUUUUGUUGAACACAUUUAUUCUAAUUUAACACUAACCAGAUAUAAUUUAUGUUAAAGAUGAGAAAUAUAAUGACAGAAGCUUAUGUGAUUCAAAAAAUAAAGACACUGUUAUGCCAUU